AUGACACUAUACAGGCAGCAGGAGCGGGCCGUGGCGGAGAGGGUGGGCACCGGAGAUAUAUCACAACCACCAACAACACUGUUGUUGGUGGUUGUGAUAUAUCCCCUCCACCCCACCCACCCCUCCCCUUUUUGUUUUCCUUUUGUAGGUGACGAGCUCGGGAGGGGGAGGGCUGCAGGGAUGAGGUGGCUGCACGGGACGCUGAGUGAGACCAUACGUGAUGCGAGUGGACCGGAGAACGGAUGA
Messenger RNA from Knipowitschia caucasica, 246 nucleotides. The record is from the annotation of a GenBank genome assembly. NCBI's taxonomy places the organism in Eukaryota, Metazoa, Chordata, Actinopteri, Gobiiformes, Gobiidae.